Condylura cristata (star-nosed mole) is the source of this 3139-nucleotide messenger RNA. It is a transcript of the gene SHE, whose product is annotated as Src homology 2 domain containing E. Bases 1 to 1533 code for a protein of 510 amino acids. The record is from RefSeq and is a predicted model, not a curated record. Gene Ontology annotation, molecular function: phosphotyrosine residue binding. The transcript has 6 exons. NCBI's taxonomy places the organism in Eukaryota, Metazoa, Chordata, Mammalia, Eulipotyphla, Talpidae.
AUGCAGUGGCCCCCGGCCCCUGGCGCCUCUCGGUGUCUGGGCUGGGCUUCCUCGCUGGCCUGCUCAGCGGCCACGACGCUCCUCGUCCGCGCCGGCUGGGCCCCCCUCAUGGCGGCCAAGUGGUUCAAGGAGUUCCCCCUGAACUUGAAGACCGUGUCGGAGCGGGCCAAGCCCGGCGGCGGGGGAGGUGGCAAACUGCGCAAGAACUCCGAGACGGGCGGCGCGGGGCCCACCCCCGGCAAGGGCCGCAAGAACUCCGCGGCAGAGCUGGGGAGCAGCAGGGCCGGCGUCGGCGCCCCCAAGGACAGCCGGCUGUCCCGGGACAGCCUGCAGGGUCUGAUCCAGGCUGCCGCGGGCAAGGGACGCAAGAACUCCCGGGCGACCGAGGAGGAGCCCCACCGGGGCGCAGCCAAGAUCUCGGGCUGCAGCACCUACAUCAACAGGCUCAUCAAGGUGGACACGCAGGAGAAGAACGGGAAGAACAAUUACCCCAGCAACAGCAGCAGCAGCAGUAACAGCAGCAGCAGCGGUAGCAGCAGCAGCAGCAGCAGCUGCUCCUCGGCAUCUUCUUCCCCGUCCUCCCUGGGCCCUGAGCUGGACAAGGGCAAGGUGAUUAAGCAGCAGGACACGGUCAUCAUCCUGGAAGACUAUGCUGACCCUUACGAUGCGAAACGGACAAAAGGUCAACGGGAUGCAGAGAGAGUGGGAGAGAAUGAUGGUUACAUGGAGCCCUAUGAUGCCCAACAAAUGAUAACAGAGAUCCGGCGGCGAGGUUCCAAAGACCCCUUGGUGAAGGCCCUCCAGCUGCUCGACGGUCCCUGCGAGUCAGGGGAGAAUGGCAUGAAGUCAGACACACUGGCCAAGAGACGGAGUUCCAAGGACCUGCUGGGGAAGCCCCCCCAGCUGUAUGACACACCCUAUGAGCCAGCAGAGGGAGGCCCCAGGGCCGAGGGGAAGGCCUGGCCCCCCGAGGGACACAGCCGACUGCCUGAGAAUGAUGAGCGGCCAGCGGCCGAGUAUGAGCAGCCCUGGGAGUGGAAAAAGGAGCAGAUUGUGCGAGCUCUGUCAGUUCAGUUUGAAGGCACUGAGCGUCCUGCCAUCAAGGAGGAGACGGUGAGGCAGCACCACCGGCAGAAGAGCUGGACCCAGAAGAUCUUGAAGCCAGCGCUUGCUGACCAUGCUGAUGGGGAGAGAGUGGACCCGGCCCUGCCCCUGGAAAAGCAGCCUUGGUACCAUGGUGCCAUCACCCGUGCUGAGGCGGAGAGUCGACUGCAGCCUUGCAAAGAAGCCGGUUACCUGGUUAGAAAUAGUGAGUCGGGGAACAGCAGGUACUCCAUUGCACUCAAAACUAGUCAAGGAUGUGUCCACAUCAUUGUGGCUCAGACCAAAGACAACAAGUACACACUGAACCAGCCCAGCGCUGUGUUUGACAGCAUCCCUGAAGUGGUACACUACUACUCCAACGAAAAGCUGCCCUUCAAGGGGGCAGAACACAUGACCUUGCUCUACCCUGUGCACAGCAAGCUGCACUAAGGUUCAGCCACUGAACCCCCGGUCAUGCCUCUCACACCUAAGAGAGGACAUCAGCACCCAACCAGCAGCUCAGGACAAGGCUGGACUGCACCAGAAUAAUUGGUAGGAAGUGAGAGACUUCAUUUACAAGUCAGAAGUCUUUGACCUAGAAUCCACUGCAUGAUACCCGGUUACUCACCUGUUUCCUCUUUGCUACGAUAAGAAACCAUGAUAUCCCCGUUGCCUUCACUCUUUGGAGAAGAGUGGGCUCUUGAAGGUGUGACCCUCAGGACAGGUAAGUCAGGAGCUCAGGAAAAUUAGGUUGUCUAGAAAUGUGCUCAUCUUUGAUCUGGAGUCUCUGGUCUUCAAAUAAGCCACCCCAAGCAAUGACUUUUAAAGAAGAUGACAAAAAUGAUGAUGUGGGCCAGAAGAGCAUUUGAUAGUGGACCCCUUUCUGGGGAAAAGGAUGAGCAGUAGGAAAUAAAGAGCAGUGAACACCUUUUAAGGUCCUAAUUCAGCACCAAAGUCCAUGAAAUUCCUAACUUAACGUCUGACAAAAGGAAUGUUUUGUCCAUCAGCCUUCUAAGGAAGUUUGUAUUUUCUGAAUCUCCAGAAACUUUUUCAUCAUUUUUCAGCAAAUCAGUAAAAGAACAUAAAUAGGAAUGAAGUACCCCUGAUUUAAGAAUCACCCAUAUAAUUGAUAUUGGCAUUAUUAUUAUUAUAACUCUGAGUUAUAGGAUAAAAUACAUAACACAUUUCAUUUCUGACUUUUAAAAAAUCUGAAAAUCUGCAAAGCUCGAUACUGAUAAAAACUGUUUCCUUAUUGGAUAACUAUACAGAAAUUCAGACAUCCUUUGUUUCAUCUUUAGUUUUAGUUGGUAUGGAAACAUUUUUCAUUUCUGUCCCUCAAAUGAAAUUUGCUUUGUACUUUUAGAGUAAAUUAAAAGGUGUGUGUGUGUGUAUAGAUAGAUAGGGAGGUAGAUCUGGUGGUGUGAACUGGGUCACUGAAGUCUGCAGGGUCUCUCAUGUUCUACAGAGCAGGCGGGUUCCCACUGUAUAAAAAUAUUUUUAACAAUUUUGAGGUUUUCUCUAACUACUUUUGCUUAAGAUAUUAAAUUAAUAUUCAUAGUAUUAUCUUUAUGACUUAUUGUGAACUUAUAUUGCCAAUUUUCUUACUGUGAAAAAAACAAAAAGACAGAACUUGGGAAUGGCGUGCUGCGAGAAGCCUCUCCGUGAGGGGCGCCAGUCAGCCCAGCAGCGGUGUUUCUAGUCACCGUUUGGAAUUUGGUUCUCAAACUGGUCUGGAUGCAGGUGUGUUGUCAGCAAUGAAAUGUAAACUUUUGUAGCUUCUUUUACCUACACAAAGAAUCUUGAUUUGAUUGAUUUUUUUAAAGCCAGUAUACCUUUAUAUUAUUAGUUAUCAUUUUACUGUUAUAAUUUAGCCGUUAAUAAACAUUUGCUUUUUUAUUUAGUUGAGGUCUUAACCGAAGGGUUUUAUGACCUUUGAUUUAAAAAAAUUGAGAGGAAGAAGCAACUUCUCACUGAGUCUCAAUGAUUUUAUUACUAAAGAGUGUUCUGUUUAAGUACUGAUUGAACUUAUUUAAUGUGUACUGGUUCAUGUGCUAUA